CCGGAUGGUAUAGCUGUUGAUUCUCUUAACCGGCUGAUAUUCUACACUGAUACUGGUAAUGAUGUAAUAGCUAAGAUGACCGUGACUGGAUCUUCUCACCAAGAGAUAAUUAAAAGUGGGCUGGAUGAACCUAGAGCAAUAGUACUCGACACUACCAAAAAAAAAAUUUAUUGGACUGACUGGGGACAAAAUGCAAAGAUACUAACGGCUGAUUAUGAUGGAAAUAAUCAAAAAUCUCUAAUUACUACAGGGUUGAGGUGGCCCAAUGGUUUGGCUUUGGAUUUAAAAAAAAACAGAAUGUUUUGGACGGAUGCCAGCACGAAGAAAAUAGAAACAGCUACAACAGAAGGCUCAAGAAGAAGAACUCUAAUGUUUUCCUCCAAAGCACAUUAUUUUGGUAUAGCCUACCAUGACAAUAACAUUUAUUUCACAGAUUGGACUCAGAAGUAA
Molecule: messenger RNA, 450 nt
Organism: Lottia gigantea (owl limpet)
Lineage: Eukaryota; Metazoa; Mollusca; Gastropoda; Lottiidae
Exons: 3
Source: RefSeq, a predicted model, not a curated record